This is a messenger RNA of Marmota flaviventris (yellow-bellied marmot), 2614 nucleotides long. RefSeq names its product WD repeat domain 12 (gene Wdr12). The record is from RefSeq and is a predicted model, not a curated record. Gene Ontology annotation, cellular component: PeBoW complex; preribosome, large subunit precursor. Lineage: Eukaryota; Metazoa; Chordata; Mammalia; Rodentia; Sciuridae. Gene Ontology annotation, biological process: ribosome biogenesis; maturation of LSU-rRNA from tricistronic rRNA transcript (SSU-rRNA, 5.8S rRNA, LSU-rRNA); maturation of 5.8S rRNA from tricistronic rRNA transcript (SSU-rRNA, 5.8S rRNA, LSU-rRNA). Gene Ontology annotation, molecular function: protein binding.
AUCUCACAAUUGCGUUUGAAGUAUCCAGUCUAACGAUAGUGUUUUAUUUUAAAAUACAGAUUUGAGUUGGAAAUUUCUCAAGCUUCCUAAUCGAUCACAGCCUAAAGUAUUAAGAGGUUAAAGAGCACCUCUUGUUUGACUGCUAACUCAUACGUUUUCGAGGGCAAGUCUUCUCGCCAUGGCUCAGCUCCAGACACGCUUCUACACUGACAACAAGAAAUAUGUGGUAGAUGAUGUUCCCUUCUCAAUUCCUGCCACCUCUGAAAUUGCUGACCUUAGUAACAUCAUCAAUAAAUUGCUGGAGGCCAAAAAUGAGUUCCACAAACAUGUGGAGUUUGAUUUCCUUAUCAAGGGCCAGUUUUUGCGAAUGCCCUUGUUCAAACACAUGGAACUGGAGAACAUCUCAUCAGAAGAGGUUGUGGAACUAGAAUAUGUGGAGAAAUACACUGCACCCCAGCCAGAGCAAUGCAUGUUCCAUGAUGACUGGAUCAGUUCAAUUAAAGGAGCAGAGGAAUGGAUCUUGACUGGUUCUUAUGAUAAGACUUCUCGAAUCUGGUCCUUGGAAGGAAAGUCAAUAAUGACAAUUGUGGGACAUACAGACGUUGUAAAAGAUGUGGCCUGGGUGAAAAAAGAUAGUUUGUCUUGCUUACUACUGAGUGCCUCUAUGGAUCAGACCAUUCUCUUGUGGGAGUGGAAUGUAGAGAAAAACAAAGUGAAAGCCCUACACUGUUGCAGAGGUCAUGCUGGAAGUGUGGAUUCUAUAGCUGUUGAUAGCUCAGGAACUAAAUUUUGCAGUGGUUCCUGGGAUAAGAUGCUAAAGAUCUGGUCUACAGUCCCCACAGAUGAAGAAGAUGAAAUGGAGGAAUCCACAAAUAGACCAAGAAAGAAACAGAAAACAGAACAAUUGGGGCUAACAAGGACUCCCAUGGUGACCCUCUCUGGCCAUACAGAAUCAAUUUCCUCAGUACUCUGGUCAGAUGCUGAAGAAAUCUGCAGUGCAUCUUGGGACCACACAAUUAAAGUAUGGGAUGUUGAAUCUGGCAGUCUUAAGUCAACUUUGACAGGAAAUAAAGUGUUUAACUGUAUUUCCUAUUCUCCACUUUGUAAACGUUUAGCUUCUGGAAGCACAGAUAGGCAUAUAAGACUGUGGGAUCCCCGAACCAAAGAUGGUUCUUUGGUGUCACUAUCCCUGACCUCACACACAGGCUGGGUCACAGCCGUAAAGUGGUCUCCUACUCAUGAACAGCAGCUGAUUUCAGGCUCUUUAGAUAACAUUGUCAAGCUGUGGGAUACAAGAAGUUGUAAGGCUCCUCUCUAUGAUCUGGCUGCUCAUGAAGAUAAGGUUCUAAGUGUGGACUGGACAGACACAGGGCUACUUCUAAGUGGAGGUGCAGACAAUAAAUUGUAUUCCUACAAAUAUUCCCCUACCACUUCCCAUGUGGGGGCAUGAAAGUGAAUAAUGACUUGAUAUAGAGGCAUUCUGUAAAUGAAAUUGGUAGAGAAUCAUCAGAUUACGCUGAUGCAGAUGCAGCCUUUUAGAUUAAGGUUUAUGGUUUUCACCCUUCAUGAAAGCUAACAUAUUACUCAUUGUUUUUAUUUUGUGUGUAUAAAAUAAAAUGUGGCCUGUAUUCUCUACCCUACAGACUGUGGAAAUUAAACUGAGAUUUUUUAAACUUCUUUUUACAGUUAUUGGUUUGAAUUAAUAUUUGCUUUUGAAAUACUAUAAAAGAAUAUUAUUAGAACUAGAGUACUUAAUUGGCCAUAUUUUUAUUUCUAUUGGAGAAGCUUGGGUUCUUUAGUUAGCAUCUUUUUAGAAAGAUUAAUAGAAAAUGUUACAAGAAAAGAAAUGGAAAUCUAAUUUCCUUUUGGUAAAACAAGUAGUGUUUAUAAGAAAAUAAGACUUUGUACAUAUUUAGAACAUUAAAAAAUGUAGAUGUUGCCAAUUUAUUAAGACUUCAUUGAGUUAUUUUAGAUGAAGAACUUCAUAUUAAAGAUAUGUCAGAUCCUUUAGAAAUUGCAUACAAAUUUCAGGAUAACCAGGAAUCUCCUCUUUCCCUAACCAAACUUCAUGUAAAGAUAAGAAUAUAUUCUCCAGACAAAAUCUUUUGCUUGGUAUAUUAAACAUUCUACAAAUUUUAUAACAUUAGCAUUUGUCUUUAUGUAUGUUGUAUACCAAAUACAAAUGUCUUUUUAAAAUGUGACUUCAGUCUUUAAUGGAUUGGUAUUCCUCAGACAGAGACCUCAAACUUACAACCUUUUAGUAUACGGGAAUCAGUUUUGUCUCAUUAUUGGACUGUAAUUCAGUACAUUUCAAAUGAUGUACCUGUUGAAGCCUGGGAAACAACAUCUAUAUUUGGCUGCAGUUGAGAGCCAAAUUAAUAGUGGAUUGAACCAAUUAGGAGUUUAAUUUCUUGUAUGUAGAAGUCCAGAGGCAGUGCAGGGCUUGAAUAGUGGUUUUGUUCCACCUUCCUUAGGACCCCACCUCCUUUCACCCUUAGGAUAUGGUCCUCAUUUCAUACAUACCAAGAGCUAGAGCUCCAGUUAUCACAUCAUUUCUUAAUGUGUAUUUUAAUGGAGGAAAAAAAAAACUGAAUAAAGUCAGCCAGAAAAUUCA